AUGGCUUCUGAUUUAGAUAUUGAUUCCGUGCUUUCGCAAUUGAGCCUUGACGAGAAGAUAAAGCUCAUCUCCGGUAUUGAUUUUUGGCACACCGCCAAAAUCGAGCGUCUGGGUGUUCCCAGUUUGAGAUUUUCAGAUGGUCCCAACGGUGUUAGAGGAACGAAGUUCUUCAACGGUGUUCCAGCCGGUUGUUUCCCUUGUGGAACUGCGUUGGGUGCUACUUUCUCGAAGGAGUUGCUUGAAGAGGCAGGUGCAUUGAUGGCUAAGGAAGCCAAGGCCAAGGCGGCCUCUGUGAUUCUUGGCCCAACCACCAACAUUGCCCGUGGACCAAAUGGAGGUCGUGGAUUUGAGUCUUUCAGUGAGGAUCCAAUCUUGAACGGACUGUCUGGUGCUGCCGUUAUCAAGGGUAUCCAGGACAAUGGAAUUGCUGCCACCAUCAAGCACUUUGUGUGUAACGAUCUGGAAGACAACAGAAAUGGUGUCAACUCAAUUGUUUCGCCAAGAGCUCUUAGAGAGAUCUACUUGUUGCCGUUCCAAUUGGCUGUCAGAGACUCGCAGCCAGCUGCUUUUAUGACUGCUUACAACUUGGUGAACGGUGAGCACUGCUCGCAAUCCAAGUUCCUUUUAGACGAUGUCCUCAGAAAGGAGUGGGGCUUUGAUGGUACCGUUAUGUCCGACUGGUUCGGUGUGUACGAUUCCAAGAGCUCCAUCAAGGGUGGUCUGGACAUUGAGAUGCCUGGUCCUCCAGCCUGCAGAGUUCCAUCUACCGUUACUCUCGGAGUCAAGACUGGUGAAAUUCACAUCAACGAACUCAAUGCCAGAGUUAGAAAUGUGUUGAAGCUGGUCAAGUGGUGUGGCAGAUCGGGUGUCAAGGAAACUGACCCUGAGACCGCUAGCAACAACACCCCAGAGACUGCUGCGCUUCUCAGAAAGAUUGGCCGUGAGUCCAUUGUUCUUUUGAAGAACGAGAAGGAGGGACUUUUGCCAUUGAAGCCAACCGAAAAGAUCGCUGUGAUUGGCCAAAAUGCUAAGUAUGCUGCGUACUGUGGUGGUGGAUCUGCUUCCUUGUAUGCCUAUUACACCACUACUCCUUUCGAGGGUAUCAGCUCCAAGCUGGACUAUGAUCCGGCCUACGCUCUUGGUUGUCAGACCUACAAGAACCUGCCUGCUCUCGGUGACAAGCUGGUCCGCCCAGACGGAUCUAAGGGUUACACAAUCAAGGUUUACGGAACUGAAGAAGCAGAUGGUGAGCUGAUUGAGACCUUAGACCUUACCACCUCUUACAUGUUGCUUUUCGAUUACCUUCACCCAAAGAUCAAGAACGACUACUUCUUCUUCCACAUUGAAGGUAAGUUGACCCCAGAGGAAGACGGAACUUACAUUUUCGGUCUUUCUGUUUCAGGUACUGCUCAGCUCUUCGUUGAUGGUAAAUUGGUUGUCGACAACAAGACCAAGCAGACAGUGGGUCAAUCGUUCUUCGGAUCGGGAACUAUUGAACAAACUGGUACCAUUGAUUUGAAGGCGGGUCAGACUUACGAUGUGAAGAUCGUCUUUGGUUCUGCUCCAACCAUGACUGUCAGGAAUGAGCAUGCUCAGGUCCUGCAGGGUGCUGGUGGUCUGCAGUUCGGCUUCGACAGAGUCAUUUCUGCUGAAGAAGAGAUUCUCAAGGCUGUGGAGGUUGCCAAGCAGAACGACAAGGUUGUUCUUUGUGUUGGUCUCAACCAGGAAUUUGAGAGUGAAGGUUUCGACAGACCACACCUGAAAUUGCCUGGUCUGACUGACAGGUUGGUCGAGGAGGUGCUCAAGGCCAACCCCAACACUGUCAUUGUCAACCAGACUGGUACCCCAGUUGAGAUGCCAUGGGCUGACAAGGCUCCAGCUGUUUUGCAAGCCUGGUUUGGUGGUAACGAAGGUGGUAACGCUAUUGCUGAUGUACUAUUCGGUGAUUACAACCCUUCGGGAAAGCUUUCUCUUUCGUUCCCACUCAGAUUCCAGGACAACCCAGCCUACCUCAACUUCAAGUCUAACAACAACCAAUGUCUUUACGGUGAAGACGUAUACAUUGGUCACAGAUACUACGAGGCCAUUGACAGACCUGUUCUGUUCCCAUUCGGUCACGGUCUGUCCUACACCAGCUUUGAAUUGUCGGACUUCUCCGUCAAGAAAACCGAAUCUGACAUCAAGGUUAGCCUUAAGGUCAGUAACGUCGGCAAGAUUGAUGGUGCUGAGGUUGUUCAGGUCUAUGUUGCACCUACUGCUCCUGCGAUUACCCGUCCACCAAAGGAGUUGAAGGACUACACCAAGGUCUUUGUUCCUGCCGGUGAGAGCAAGACUGUUGAGAUCAGUGUUCCACUCAAGUAUGCCACCGCUUACUUUGAUGCCUACCAGGAGCAAUGGUGUUGCCAGGCUGAUAAAUACGAGAUUCUGGUUGGUACUUCUUCUGACAAGACUGUGUCUGCUGGAUCUAUUGAGAUCGAGAAGACUUUCUUCUGGUCUGGUGUUUAA
This is a messenger RNA of Kuraishia capsulata CBS 1993, 2505 nucleotides long. RefSeq lists its product as uncharacterized. Gene Ontology annotation, molecular function: beta-glucosidase activity. Lineage: Eukaryota; Fungi; Ascomycota; Pichiomycetes; Pichiales; Pichiaceae. The record is from RefSeq and is a predicted model, not a curated record. The transcript has a single exon. Gene Ontology annotation, biological process: glucan catabolic process. Bases 1 to 2505 code for a protein of 834 amino acids.